Molecule: messenger RNA, 6337 nt
Organism: Pogonomyrmex barbatus (red harvester ant)
Lineage: Eukaryota; Metazoa; Arthropoda; Insecta; Hymenoptera; Formicidae
Biological process (GO): monoatomic ion transmembrane transport
Cellular component (GO): membrane; transmembrane transporter complex
Molecular function (GO): protein binding; monoatomic ion channel activity
Source: RefSeq, a predicted model, not a curated record
AAUAUUUUUCUACCUUUGUAAUGAGUCAAUUAUUAUUAUAUCAUCAUUACGUUAUCUGGUAUUGAUCUAGAUUUCGUUAUAUGAUAUCAUCUUUGUUUUUGAAAAGUGAAACAUAAUUACCGCCAAUUCAAUGAGAUAACACGUUAUUUCUCUCAAUUAUUUUUCCAUUUAAUUUUGCGGAAAUCACGCGAUGUGUUUUGUGUUAGAUUUCAAUGUUACAACAUUACAAUGUUCCUAAAAUGUUUUACUAAAUUCUGAAUCGUAAAUAUUCAUAUCGAAAUAAAGAAAGGCAUGUGUUUAAAAACAUUACAUUUCAAAUUAUCAAAUUCUAGAAAAAUUAAGAAGUCAUUAAUAAUACGUAUUACUUAUUAUAAAUAUAUUUAUAAUAUUGUUCAGCCACUAGUUUUUUUUUAUAUUAAUACUGACUUCAUUUAAGAUAUAAAGUAGACAAAAAUUUGUUUAUUCAUUUUUAUUUAUUUCGAUUAAUAUAGAAGUAUUUUGGGGUGACAUUACAGAUAUAUCACAUUUAUAGGUAAUUGAACUUAAUACCGGCAACGGGUAUAUAAUCUCAGCAACAAAUUCGUAUCGUUCACGUCAACAAAAGAGAUGGAAGAAACUGGAGAAAAAAUAUCGAAAACUCUUCCGGCUCUAUUGACACGUACGAGUGCGGCCUCCUUGUUCCUAAAUCGGCUAAGGUCUAAACGCUCAAAGCAAGAUGACAAUGAGCUUGAGAGUGGUCGAGUUCAGUAUGAAUCGUCGCCACCACCAAAUAAUUCACUAAAUCCCAUGUCCUCCAUGGAAGAUUACUCCAUCAUCAGCGAACGUGCCAGUUCUGAGGAAAUUGACCGCACUGCUCUGCGUAUUAACGAAGAUUUUAUCAAAAACAUUCUCACGGAACACAGAAGACGCAUGGGCUGCAAAUCGCAAGUCUGGGAAAAUCUCGAGUCGGGCAAAACGAGUGAGAUAAAUACGGAAAUGGUUCCCGCUAUCAAGUCCAAUGAAAUCAACGUCUUAUUGCUACAGGCUUGUUUCACGGCUCGUACGGAUCUCAUUUGCCGCUUAUGUAAACACGGAGCCAAUCCCAAUUACACCGAACCUAAUCACGGUCUCACCCCGUUGCACCUGUGCGCAUUUCGGAAUUGUCUCGACGGUGUCAAGCUCUUGAUAGAACAGGGCGCGAGCGUCGAUACCAAGUCAAAGCAUACGCCGUUUCAUUACGCCGCUUUCGGAGAUGCGCUCGACAUUGCUCAGUACUUUCUGCAACAGGGUGUCAGUCAGCUAUCACCGCAUGACACUGAAGAAACGGUGUUGCACGUGGCUGCACGAAGUAAUGCCCUGCGCGUACUUUCUCUACUGGCGCCGAACAACGAGGUGCUGCAUCGCUUGGAUCAGGACGGAUAUGCCGCUAUUCAUCACGCGGCCGAAAGCGGAAGCGUGGCUUGUUUGGAUAUAAUUCUGAAAGCCGGUUGUCCCGUGGAUUUACCUACCAAAAAGAACGACACCGCUCUACAUCUGGCCGCGGGAGCUGGUUGCGCCGACAAUUUGGCUCGUCUGAUCGAGGCGAACGCUAAUCUUCAGCACAAGAAUCAUCGAGGGCACACGGCUUUACAUCUUGCCGCUCGUUCGCAUUCUUUGGAAUGCGUGGAGAUUUUAUUGAAAGGUCGCGCGAAUCCCAACGUGCAGGAUGACGAGGGUCGGACACCACUGCAUCUGGCUCUGGGGAAGUCCCUGAUGACCGACGACAUCACCGAGCUGCUCCUGAAAUGGCGGGCGGACGUGAACAAGGCGGACAAAUACGGCUACACACCGCUUCAUAUCGCUGCCUCGAAUGAAUUGUCACAGUGCGUGGACCUAUUGAUAAAAUACGAGGCGGAUCUCAGCGCCAGGACCAUUGGCGGUAAUAGCGCUCUGUCUGUCGUUCUGCGUAAGACCCCGACGUCUCUGGAUGUAUUCGAGCGUAGGCUGGACACGUCUCUUACUCUGAGACGACAUGGAUUCGUCGCGGGUGAACUCGAGCUGCAGUUGGAUUUCCGUCCGUUGCUGCAUCACCGGCGGCGGAACCGACAAGGUCGCUCACCCGAAAUCAGCUAUCUGAAUACCUUCGUGAAGGAGGGUUACAAAGAAAUUCUGGAACACCCAUUGUGUCAAUCUUUCCUACAUCUCAAGUGGCAGAAAAUCCGAAAAUACUACGUCGCAAGAUUAUUCUUCUAUUUGUUUUACGUGUUGAUCCUUACGAGCUGGGUGAUAACCGCUCUCGCUCAUAACUGUUACAACGAGUCAAAGAAAUACCAAAUCGACAUCCCGCCAUUAUGCACGAAUGCGACCGGAGUGUAUGGCUUUCUUUAUGAAAAUCGGGUGGUCCUUGAGUCCCAGUGGUACGCGCUGUUGGUGCUCACCAUACUUGAGACUUGCCGCAAAUUUACUGUCAUUCCCAGUUAUCGGACGGUCAGACAAUUCUUUACACAAAUGGAGAAUCUGGUCGAAUGGUGUGUAAUUCUGGGCGUGCUCGCCACUUCCUUCGUAUAUACGGGAAGAACGUAUACUUGGCAAAGUUAUGUAGGCGCCUUCGCCGUGCUCUGUGGUUGGAGCAAUCUGAUGUUGAUGAUCGGGCAAUUACCGGUGUUCGGUGCUUACGUUGCCAUGUUUACCAGCGUGCAGGCACAAGUGUUCAAACUGCUUUUGGCCUAUUCCUGUUUACUACUAGGCUUUACUGCAAGCUUCUGCGUGAUCUUUCCGCAUUCCAAUUCGUUCAGCAGUCCGCAUAUGGGUCUCAUUAAGAUCCUCGCAAUGAUGACCGGUGACGUAGGCUUCGAGGACUUUUUCUUUUCGAACGACAAAGGCGGCUUUUACAAGAACAUCGGUGGAACUUCAUGGAUUCUGCUGCAGAUCUCGGCCCAGAUCUCUUUCGUAUUGUUCCUCCUGUUUGUGACGAUCGUGCUGAUGAAUUUGUUGAUUGGUAUAGCGGUACAUGAUAUUAAGGGUCUGCAGAAAACCGCGGGCCUCGCAAAACUCGUUCGCCAGACAAAACUCAUUUACGACGUAGAAAUUGCGAUUUUCCUGGGAUUUACGCCGUCGAAACGUUUCGUCAAGUGCAUGCGAUGGACCGCAUUGUUCCUCCCGUCACCUCUACGAGCCGUCCUAACUGUUCGUCCAUUAAACCCCAGAGAGAGGAGAUUACCACGCGAUAUUCUCUCAGCCGCGUACAAAAUAGCGAAGGAGGGAGAUAGACAGAACAGUUUUUUUCUAGCACGCAAGAAAAGUUAUGAACAGACCUGUUUCACGAAAGCCUAUCCGAAAGCCGACGCGCGUCGUCAACGUUGCAACACGAUUAAUGACGACACGUUGCAACACGAUUGCAACAAAUUCAAAGAUGACAUCGCGGAACUUAAGGGAAUUUGCGAAAAAAAUCACAUUCUCCUUCAAGAACUUAUAAAAGCGCAAAAUAAUAAAAUAAAUAAAUUCCUCUUCCCGCACGAAACGGCGGAGGCGUACGCAGAAUACGUCAUGCAGUACGUGCAGCGCGAUCUUUCGAUUCGAUUGAACAUGUAUGAAAAUGAUCGAGAUUCAUUGGAAGAAAAGAGUAUUAAAUCGAAAGAUCUCGAGAUGACUACUCUAAGGAUACCGCCUGUUUUGAACGAUGAACAGCAUUUUUGUUCUACCAGCAGAAGCUUCAACAGUCGUCACAAGAACGAUCCGUUGUCCGUGAGAUUGGCCUCCACUUACAGAUCUUUAAGAUCUGCAUAUGCGGCAGGGGAUUAUCCAGAAAAAAGCGCGAUUAAUGAUAUAACCGUACCGAAGUUCGACAACGAUGGGAUCGAGAUCGAUGCCGGUGAACCGCCGCCGGUCGAUGAUUCCCUCUUCUUUGACAAUUUGGAAUGCUGCAAGAAUCACUACGUGAACGGCGCCAGAUUGAGGUCGGCUAUAUGGUCCAUCGUCGACUCGGCGGAAACGAGGCUGUUGCUGCAAAUGGAAAAGAAUCGCGCGCUCCCGAGAGCGUGCAAAAGCGAGAAACUACGGAGUGUCGCUUACAUCUGGGCGUCCUAUCGCGGUCUGCUGCAUCUUCUGCCGGAACUGGAGAACGCCGGGGCGCGUUGCGACUACGUCGAACCGCGUACCGGCGUGAACGCUAUUCUGGCGGCUUCGUUGGGCGACAAGCUCGCCUGCGUGGAGUAUCUGAUUGAAAAGGGUGCCGAUGUAAACUACGAGAGCUCGAUCACCCGUUACACGCCGCUUCAUUUCGCGGCGCUCGGUAAUAGCUGGCACGCCGCGGCCACGCUGCUGGAUCACGGCGCGAAGCUCAAUUACGUUUGCCAGGGGGUGGUCGAGCCUGUUCUGCACAGUGCCGUUCGCGCGAAGGCGGUGGAGACGGUGAGGCUGCUGCUCGAGCGCGGUGCCAGCGUCGUCGAGAAGAAUCACCUGGGCCAGACGCCGUUGCACGUGGCCUGUUUCGUGCAGUCGAUACCGUGCGUCGAGCUGCUGUCUGCCAGCGCGCCCAACGUCAACGCCGUGGACAGAGAGCACAGGACGCCUCUGCACUUCGCCGUGAUGAGCACCGCCUCGUCCGCCGAGUUGGUACAGCUGCUGCUGAAGCGCGGUGCCUUGGUGAACGCGAUCGACCGGACCGGCUUCACGCCCCUUCACAUUGCCGCGCUGAACGAGCAGUCUCGAUGUGUGGACGCGCUGAUCUGGGCGGGCGCGGAUAUCAGCGCGACCACGUGCACCGGCCUGUCCGCGCUGAACAUUAUACUGAAGAAGAUUCCCGAGUCCCUGCAUGUGUUCCGGCAGCGAUUGGACGCCUCCAUCGGACUGACUCGACCGGUACCGCACAAUCGCGAAUUCGAAAUGCGAUUGCACUUCGACAUUCUGUUUCCCAGCGGUAACCGGUGCGAGACCAGCUUCAUAAACUGCUUUGUGCGGGAGCACCGAAAGGACCUGCUGUCGCAUCCGCUGGUCAUGGCCUUCCUGCAUCUCAAGUGGGAGAAAAUUCGUAAACUCUAUUUGCUGAGGAUACUAUUGUACACUAUGACGGUGAUAUGCAUGACCACUUACGUCCUGACCGCGUUGGCAUAUAAAUGUUACAAUUAUAACGAUGCCAACAGCUCGAAGAUAUGCGGCAGCAAACGGGCCUCCGCUUUUCUCUUCCGGAGACCGAUCAUCGAGGUCGAAUGGUACCUCGCGCUAGUUCUAACAUGCAUCACCAUACCGAGGAAGAUAUUUGGCUUCAUGGUCUACAAGUCGGCGAUACAGUACUUCUCCAGUAUCGACAACGUGCUGGACGGUGUGGUGAUCGUCAGUGUGUUCGUCACGUCCUUCGUCUAUACCGGACGCACCUACGACUGGCAAAAUUACGUCGGUGCGUUUGCUGUACUCUGCGCCUGGACCAACUUGAUGCUGAUGGUGGGCCAGUUACCGGCGUUCGGCACCUAUGUCGCCAUGUUCACGCACAUCCAGUUCGAAUUCGCCAAACUUCUGCUAGCGUAUUCGGGCCUGCUGAUCGGUUUUACUGUCAGUUUCUGCGUGAUAUUCGCUGGCGAACCCGCGUUCGAUAAUCCUUUCACCGGACUGAUCAAAGUCCUGGCUAUGAUGGCCGGUGAAUUGGACUUCGAGGGACUUAUCAAUCAGGUGGACGACGAGCCGACCGGUGGCCCUUUCGUCAUUUAUCAUCCUUUAUCGGUGUGCUCGCAGAUUCUCUUCACACUGUUUAUAGUCUUCGUCACUGUGAUCUUGAUGAAUCUGUUGGUCGGUAUCGCCGUACACGAUAUACAGGGUCUGAGGAACCAUGCAGGGCUUACAAAGCUCGUGAGACAAACGAAGAUGAUUCUCUUCACGGAAAUGGUGCUGCACAACACUACGAUUCCUUAUGCUUUCCGGAAAUGGAUGUCGGAUCACAAGAUCGACGUUGAAAAUAGAAAACGAGUCCUUGUAGUAAAACCCCUUAAUCCUCUCGAGAAGCGAUUGCCUAAGGAUAUAAUGAAAGCCGCUUACGAGAUCGCGCAGAAGAACAUUCCCUUCGUAAAUGACGAUAUCAAUUUGAACGAUCAUGCUAUUUGGUUGAAACAACGACAGAACGAGGAGUUCUCCGACAUUGCUUUACAAAUGACGUUUGAGAAACUGAUCGCUAUGAUGAAAGUGAAUGAAGAUGCUAUAAAAUUGCUGAAAAUACAAUUGCUAGAAAUGAACAAGAUGCUGGAAACUAUCACAAUCACGUUAACGAAGGAAGAACGUACCUCGUUAUGACUUGGAUAAUUCAACAUCGAUUAUAUUUCCAUUAUUAUUUACGAACAUGACUGAUAAAGUAGAUAUCGAAGCCACAGUUAAUGGUGGAGGGCCUACUGGU